Trichomycterus rosablanca is the source of this 3301-nucleotide messenger RNA. It is a transcript of the gene pitrm1, whose product is annotated as pitrilysin metallopeptidase 1. NCBI's taxonomy places the organism in Eukaryota, Metazoa, Chordata, Actinopteri, Siluriformes, Trichomycteridae. Gene Ontology annotation, biological process: protein processing. Gene Ontology annotation, molecular function: metalloendopeptidase activity; metal ion binding. The transcript is spliced from 27 exons. Bases 93 to 3164 code for a protein of 1023 amino acids. Gene Ontology annotation, cellular component: mitochondrial matrix. The record is from RefSeq and is a predicted model, not a curated record.
CGUUAGACCUCAGUGAUCAGAUAAGUGGAGUAUGGAUAUAACAUUCACUUACUAGUUCAACAAGAUCGGAUUAUAAAGCGGAUCGAAUCGUGAUGUUUCGACAAAGUAAAGCGCUGAUUUCUAAACUUAGAUCUGUAAGGUUACAGGGCCGAUAUGUUUGGAGGCCCAAGAGCAGCUCGGCUGCUGAUCGAGCCCUGCAGUAUGUGGUCGGCCAGAAGAUCAACGGCUUUACCAUCCAAGAGGUAACACCGGUGCCCGACCUGUUCCUGACGGCUGUUAAACUCGAGCACGAUGUCACAGGAGCUCAGUACCUGCAUGCUGCACGAGAUGAUUCCAAUAACCUUUUCAGUGUACAGUUCCGUACCACUCCUAUGGACAGCACGGGGGUCCCUCACAUCCUGGAACACACGGUUCUGUGUGGUUCCCAGCGCUUCCCCUGCAGAGAUCCGUUCUUCAAAAUGCUGAAUCGUUCACUCUCUACAUUCAUGAAUGCGUUUACAGCCAGUGACUACACGAUGUACCCGUUCUCCACUCAGAAUGCCAAAGAUUUCCAGAAUCUUCUGGCCGUUUACCUUGAUGCCGUCUUCUUCCCCUGUCUUCGAGAGUCGGAUUUCUGGCAGGAAGGCUGGCGUUUAGAGAAUGAGAAUCCUACAGACCCAUCAGCUCCACUGGUGUUUAAAGGCGUGGUCUUUAAUGAGAUGAAGGGAGCUUUUUCCAACAACGAGCAAGUCUAUGGACAGCACUUGCAGAACAAGCUGUUACCUGAUCACACAUACUCGGUGGUGUCAGGAGGAGAACCGCUGGCCAUUCCUGACCUCACUUGGGAGCAGCUCAAACACUUUCACGCCACACACUACCACCCCAGCAAUGCGAGGUUCUUUACGUAUGGUGACUUGCCAUUGGAACAGCAUCUAAAGCAGAUACAGGAGGAGGCGCUGUGCAAGUUUCAGAGAAUUGAACCCAACACCGCAGUACCAGGGCAGACACACUGGACCAAACCGAGGGAAGAUCAUGUGACCUGUAGUGUUGAUGCACUGGCUCCAGAUCUAACUAAACAGAACACGCUGUGUGUGAGCUACCUACUGGGAGAUAUCACUGACAUAUUUGAGGCGUUUACUCUGAAUUUACUCUCCUCCCUGAUGAUCUCUGGUCCAAACUCUCCAUUUUACAAAGCUCUGAUCGAACCCAAGAUUGGCAGCGACUUCUCUUCUGUGGUGGGGUAUGAUGGCAGUACCAGAGAAGCCUCCUUUAGUAUCGGCCUGCAAGGCAUAGCGGAGAAGGACACGGAGACUGUCAAGCAAAUCAUUAGCCAAACCAUUGAUGACAUCAUUGAGAAUGGCUUUGAAGAGGAGCAGAUCGAGGCUCUGCUGCACAAGAUUGAGAUUCAGAUGAAACACCAGUCUACCAGCUUCGGCUUGGCCCUCGCUUCAUAUAUUGCAUCCUGCUGGAAUCACGAUGGAGACCCAGUCCAGUUAAUGAAGAUCAGUGAGAACGUCUCCAGGUUCAGACAGUGCCUGCAGGAGAAUCCUCGCUACCUACAGGACAAAGUCCAGCACUACUUCAAGGAGAACAUGCACAGACUGACUUUGUCUAUGAGCCCAGACGAGCAGUACCAGGAGAAACAGAUGACGGCUGAGCAAAUGAAGCUCCAGCAAAAAAUACAGAAACUGACUGAAGCCGACCGCAAAGACAUCUACGAGAAAGGUUUACAGCUGCUCUCCGCACAGAGUGAAACUCAGGACGCUUCCUGCUUACCUGCUCUGAAGGUUUCUGACAUUCAACCCACCAUAGCACCAACUCCUGUACAGAUGGACACUGCAGGAGGAGUACCUAUUCAGUACUGCGAGCAACCCACUAACGGCAUGGUGUAUUUCCGAGCUAUGUGUAACAUGAACUCUCUCCCGGAGGACCUGAAGCUCUACGUCCCGCUCUUCUGCAGCGUCAUCACCAAGUUGGGCUGUGGGACAAUGGAUUAUAGGCAGCAGGCCCAGCAGAUUGAUCUGAAGACUGGCGGCAUGUCUGUGACCCCACAGGUCAUAACGGACCCUCAUGACCUCAACUUGUACGAACAGGGCGUUGUCCUCGGUGCUUCCUGUCUGGAGAGGAACUUACCAGAUAUGUUUCAUCUAUGGAGCGACAUAUUCAACUCUCCUCAUUUCGAUGAUGAAGAGAGGCUAAGAGUGCUGGUAAUGAUGGCAGCACAGGAGCUGUCCAAUGGGAUCUCGUAUUCGGGUCACGCGUAUGCAAAGGCGCGGGCCGCCCGGUCUCUUACGCCCACUGCUGACUUGCAGGAGACCUUUAGCGGUAUGGACCAGGUGAAAUUCAUGAAGAGAAUAGCUGAGCUGCCCGAUUUGACGUCGGUUUUAAGGAAACUGCCCAGAAUAAAGAGGCAUCUUCUGAACCCGGAGAAUAUGAGGUGUGCAGUGAACGCUACUCCUCAGAAGAUGGCAGAUGCUGCAGUAGAGCUGGAGAGGUUUAUGGGUAAUAUAUCCGCUACCAGGAAAAAUCGAAAGUCUGUCAAAGUUAUUAUCGAGAAGCCGUUGGAUCAUCAUGCCCAGGCUGCUAGCCGGAAACUCGUCUCUGAGGCUAAUUUCAAGCCCUGUCAGAUGAGAACUUAUUUUGAAUUUCCGUUUCCUGUGAAUUUCGUUAGUGAGUGUGUGCGCACCGUGCCCUUCACACACAAGGACUAUGCCAGUCUUAGUAUUUUAGGAAGGAUAAUGAGUGCCAAGUUUUUACAUGGAGAGAUCAGGGAGAAAGGUGGAGCUUACGGUGGAGGAGCACGAAUGAGUGGAAGCGGCUUGUUUACCUUUUAUUCAUACAGAGACCCAAACUGCUCUCAGACGUUGGAGGCGUUCCACAACGGUGUGGAGUGGGCUAGAGAUGGCAAGUUCGCACAGCAGGAUGUCGAUGAGGCCAAACUUUCGGUCUUCUCCGAUGUAGAUGCUCCAGUUGCCCCUUCAGACAAAGGUUUAGGGAUUUUUUUGAACGGGAUAAGUGACGAGAUGAAACAGGCUCACAGAGAGCGACUUUUUGCCGUUACGCACAAAAACCUCACCGAUGCGGCAAGCCGGUAUCUUGGAAUCGGCCAGAUGACGCAUGGAGUGGCUGUUUUAGGUCCUAAAAAUGAGAGCAUCCAAAAGGACCCAUCCUGGGUUGUCAAGUAGAAACAACUUCUUUUAAAAUACGUACCUGUCGAAUCACAUGUUAACUGCUAAAAUAUUUGUGUCAAAUUGUUUUAAUAAAAUCUGCCUUUAUUAUUUUUAGUUUUACAGUGGAUGAAAUAAAAGUGUUUGCCUUAAAA